Molecule: messenger RNA, 663 nt
Organism: Gloeophyllum trabeum ATCC 11539
Lineage: Eukaryota; Fungi; Basidiomycota; Agaricomycetes; Gloeophyllales; Gloeophyllaceae
Product: RTA1 like protein
Exons: 4
Coding region: 1-663 (220 amino acids)
Cellular component (GO): plasma membrane; fungal-type vacuole
Source: RefSeq, a predicted model, not a curated record
AUGGCCAUCGGGUACUUCGUCCGUUUCGCAGAAACCUAUGGCUCCCUCGAUGACAGCCUCGGGAUAUACAUUAUAAUGGACCUGCUCAUUCUCUGCGCCCCUGCGACCUUCCUUGCCUUCAAUUAUAUUGUCUAUGGCCGCACUAUAGUCCAAUGCAUAGGACGCGAGCAUUCAAUUAUCAGACCGGAGCGCGUUGCACGCAUCUUCGUUAUCAGCGAUAUCUCGACCUUCUUCCUCCAGGCUUCAGGUGGGGGUUUGACAGCCAUGAAUAGCCUGGCGAAGCUUGGCAACGAUAUUGUGCUCGUGGGACUGAUCCUCCAAGCCUUAUCAUAUGUCUUCUUUAUUUUUGUCGCGGUUCGCGCGCACCGUAGCGUUGUGCGAUCCAGCCCUCGAUCGUCGGUGCAUAAAGAAGCAUGGUGGAGAGUACUCUGGGUGUUAUACUUUUCGUCCAUUUUCGUCCUGAUACGUUGUAUAUACCGCAUAGUCGAAUUUGCCCAGGGCUACGACGGGUACCUGGUCACGCAUGAAGUCUACUUUUACUGCCUGGAUGCGCUGCCUCUGCUCAUUGCUAUCUCUGUUUACAUACCCUUCUGGCCAAGCAAAUACCUUUCCCGUGCUUCCGCUGACUAUAUGAUUCCCUUAGGAUCAAUCGCUUCUAUGUAG